Messenger RNA from Zootermopsis nevadensis, 978 nucleotides. The record is from RefSeq and is a predicted model, not a curated record. Lineage: Eukaryota; Metazoa; Arthropoda; Insecta; Blattodea; Termopsidae.
AUGCCGAUGCAAAGACUUCCUACAUCAACAUCAAAACUCGUAACAUGUGCACAAAUAAUAACUUCUGUUUCAAGUGUUGUAAAAGAGUUGGUGGAAAAUGCACUGGAUGCUGAAGCUACAAAUAUCGAUAUAAAACUUGAAGGUAACGGAUUGGAUCUGAUUGAGGUUAAGGAUGACGGCUGUGGCAUUGCAAAAACAGACAUGCCAAAUAUGUGCCUGCCAUGUUAUACGUCAAAAGUAUGUGGAUAUGAAGAUCUUGACAAACUUCAGACAUACGGUUUUCGUGGUGAGGCCUUAAGUGCCAUAUGUUCUGUGGCAGAUGUCACUGUCACAACUCGGACAAGUGAAGAUGAAUUUGCAAUGGCAUAUGCUGUAAAUGAUUGUGGAAACAUUGUUACAGCCAAACCCUCUCAUUUGAAUAAAGGCACAUUGGUGACUGUGUCUGGGUUGUUCCGAAAAGUUCCAGUCAGAAAGAAUUACCUGAAUUCAGGCCGUCGUGCUGCUGAAGAAUUGAAGCGAGUAGAUAACAUAGUAAAAUCUCUAGCAGUUAUUCACCCUGGCCUUAGGGUCACUUUCCGCCACAAUAAGUGCCUGCUGUGGCAGAAAUCUGCUUGCUCAACUUUGUGUCAGUCACUGAUGCAGAUUGUUGGGCAUUUUGUUUCUAGCAAGCUCGAAGAGCUCUUGCUAAGAGAAACAGAGUUGAGUGUUGACAUGCUGGUGCCAAGAAGAGAGACUGAAAAUCUGGCAGUGCUGUGCUUAUCAAAUGUUGACUGCAUGAUGUUAUACAUCAACAAUCGCCCUGUGCGAUAUAAGAAGCUAGAAAAGAUGGUGCUGAAGUACAUUUCUGAGUGCUUUUCUGGCCAGCCACUAACUCACAAGUACCCGUACUGUCUUGUGUCCAUUGUCAUUUCCCCUGGAGAAGUGGAUGCCAACCUUGAACCAAACAAAACACGAGUGAUGUUGAAGGAAGAGAUAUAA